Molecule: messenger RNA, 1350 nt
Organism: Lutzomyia longipalpis
Lineage: Eukaryota; Metazoa; Arthropoda; Insecta; Diptera; Psychodidae
Gene: eIF3m
Product: eukaryotic translation initiation factor 3 subunit M
Exons: 2
Coding region: 29-1273 (414 amino acids)
Biological process (GO): cytoplasmic translational initiation
Cellular component (GO): cytoplasm; eukaryotic translation initiation factor 3 complex
Molecular function (GO): translation initiation factor activity
Source: RefSeq, a predicted model, not a curated record
GAGAAGAAGAAAAAGAAGAUGGUUUUGCAUGUUUCUCACGCACACAAACAAACGUAAAACUUGCGACGUGUGGCCGCUCCUCCAAUAUUUUCCGCAUUUUCACCGUGAAUUCCGUGCUUUUCUUGCAAGAAAAAUGACCGGCCCCGCAGUAUUUAUUGAUCUGUCCCUCGAGGAUCAGGCUCAGGAGCUCCGGAAGUACUUUAAGAGUCUCGGUGCAGAAAUCUCCGAGGAUAAGAGCCCAAAGGGGAUUGAGGAUGAUUUGCAUAAGAUAAUUGGGGUGUGUGAUGUUUGCUUCAAGGAUGGGGAUCCACAGCAAAUUGACGGGAUUCUCAACAGCAUCGUCUCAAUCAUGGUGUCCAUCCCAUUGGAUCGUGGGGAGAACAUUGUGCUGGCAUUCUGUGAGAAGCUAACCAAGGCACCAGAGCCAGCUUUGGCUAAGGUUUGCCUGCAAUCCCUGUGGCGCUUGUUCAACAACCUGGAGCCAUCGUCACCACUCAAGUACCACGUCUACUACCAUCUGGUGCAGGUUGCCAAGCAGGUGGAUCAAGUGCGUGAGGUGUUUACGGGGGUGGAUGGGCUUCGGACGCAAUUUGCGCAGUGUCCUCCGUCGACGGAGCAACUGCAGAAGCUCUAUCGUCUACUGCACGAAGUACUCAAGGACACCAACACGGAGAUGGCUUCGAAGGUGAUGAUUGAGCUCCUGGGCACGUACACGGAGGAGAAUGCCUCGUGCGCCCGUGAGGAUGCCAUGAAGUGCAUCGUCACGGCCCUUGCGGAUCCCAAUACAUUCCUCCUUGAUCCCCUGCUGUCCCUCAAGCCCGUUCGCUUCCUCGAGGGUGAGCUCAUUCACGACCUCCUGAGUGUCUUUGUGAGCGAAAAGCUCCCCAGCUAUUUGCAAUUCUACCAAAAUCACAAGGAAUUCGUCACGUCGCAGGGGCUCAAUCACGAGCAAAACAUGAAGAAGAUGCGCCUGCUGAGCUUCAUGAAACUCGCCGAAACCUAUCCGGAAAUGUCAUUUGAGCUGCUGCAGAAGGAGCUGCAAAUUGCUGAGAAUGAAGUUGAACCCUUCAUCAUUGAAGUCCUCAAGACGAAGCUCGUACGUGCACGAAUGGAUCAGGCAGCACGGAAGGUUCACAUCUCCAGCACAAUGCACAGAACCUUCGGACGUGCACAGUGGCAGCAGCUGCGGGAUCUUCUGCACUCCUGGAAGAAUAACUUGUCCCUCAUUCGCGAAGGACUCACCCACAUUGAGCAGGUGCACAAAGGAAAAUAAACACCGCAAAAUGAAUUAAAAAAAAUGUUUUUUUUUUCUAAAUAAAUUAUCAUUUAAUUUCGUCAUCUCAAAUAAAA